Molecule: messenger RNA, 2238 nt
Organism: Moesziomyces antarcticus
Lineage: Eukaryota; Fungi; Basidiomycota; Ustilaginomycetes; Ustilaginales; Ustilaginaceae
Product: ornithine decarboxylase
Exons: 5
Coding region: 1-2238 (745 amino acids)
Cellular component (GO): cytoplasm
Molecular function (GO): ornithine decarboxylase activity
Source: RefSeq, a predicted model, not a curated record
AUGGUCGAGCAGAGCAAGUCGAUUUCGCAGUCGGCUGUGCCGGAAACAGUCUCAGCCUCUGCUUUAGCGUCGUCUCCCAAGGAGCAGCUCACGCAACUGCUCCGACCGCCCACCAUUCCACGCCAAGUUGUCGACCUCCGUCUAAAGGCCGCGGCCAAAAACUUCCUCACUGGAAGCUCUCGCACCAGGCCGCCUGGCUGUCCUAGCUGGCGACCCAACCCGAACGACCGACCCCUCGCACAGGCGUCCAGUCUCAGGCCGCCGAUAUGCAGCUCUGUUGUGCUAGCAGAUGCGGGUCCAGCAACGGCUUUGCCGGCCACCCUCGGCGCCCCCGAUCUCGCCCUGUUUCCACGGACCUGGCUCGUCAGCCUCGCACACCGUGCUCGGCCUCGCGCUCGCUGCUUGUUGCUCUGCAGACUAGGCGAAAUGCCGACGUCGAAUCGGCUGUCGACACAGCUCAACUACGACGAGCGAAACGAGCUCGCCAGGCAUCUCGUCGGAACGACGCCGCUGGAGCACCGCAGCUCAUCCUUCAACGCCACCGAGUAUAGGUAUGUACUCGCUGCUUGCAUUCCCGCAGCGGUCAAAAGAGACGCUUCUGGCCAUUCGUUGACCCCGUCCUCGCCCCCAUCCGUACCUCGUCCCAUCUAUCCACCAUCCACGGUAUCUCUUUCCGCCACCUUCCGCACAUCUCGACUCGCGAUGUCGUGUUGUACUCUCACUCGAUCCGACCUCGACGCCCCCGGCCCAUCGCGUUACGCGCAGCAGUCGAUCGCCGUCGGCCACUCUCGUCACCUGUCUUUGCCGAUGGCUGCCCCUUACAUUGCUCUGCCCCACCAGCAGCGCCUGCGAGCCGAUACGCCCCCUCUCGACGAUGAGAACGAUUACAUCAAGCCGCUCGACGGCCACAAGCCCAUCUUCCACGGCGGCUUUGACUCGCAGUUGAAGCAGGUGCUUCGCGACAUUGACAUCCACGGCUGCGAGGCCAACGGAGAGAAUGCUUUCUUCGUUGCCGACCUCUCGGAGGUCUACCGACAGCAUCUCCGCUGGAUGCGUGCGCUGCCCCGCAUCGUGCCCUUCUACGCGGUCAAGUGCAAUCCGGACCCCUACGUCCUCCAGCUGCUCGCCAGGCUCGGCACCGGCUUCGACUGCGCCUCCAACGGCGAGAUCGAGGCGGUGCUCAAGCUCGGCAUCAACCCGGCCAGGAUCAUUUACGCCAACCCGUGCAAGGCGGCCAGCUUUGUGCGUCAUGCCGCUGCCAACAACGUCGGCCUCACCACGUUCGACAAUGUGGACGAGCUCGACAAGAUGAAGCGCUACCACCCUUCUUGCAAGCUCGUGGUGCGCAUCCUUACCGAUGACUCCAAGAGCGCGUGCCAGCUCGGCCUCAAGUUCGGCGCGCCGCUGGACUCGGUGCCUCGUCUCCUGCAGCGCGCUCGAGAGCUGGAUCUCGACGUCGUCGGCGUCAGCUUCCACGUCGGUUCGGGCUGCUACGACCCCGACUCGUUCCGCGACGCCGUCCACCGCGCUCGUCGUGCGUUCGACAUGGGCAAGGAAGCCGGCUACACUUUUGACCUGCUCGACGUCGGCGGCGGCUUCGGCCACGACAACUUCGAGAUGGUUGCCGGCGUUCUGGGUCCUGCGAUCGACCACUACUUCCCCGACGAAGACUUUGCGCCUGGUGGAAAGCAGGUGGCCGGCAAGCCCAACGGACUCAGGAUCAUCGCCGAGCCUGGUCGCUUCUACGUGCACUCGGCUUUCGCGCUCGCGACCAACAUCAUCGCGGCGCGCCGAGGCGAGCCUACGGCUGCUGACACGGAGCCGGAGACCGGCAAGCCCCAAGUGAUGUACUAUCAGAACGACGGCCUGUACGGCUCGUUCAACUGCGUCAUCUUCGACCACGUUACCGUGCACCCCAAGGUGCUCACUCUCGGUCACGAGUAUGCCUACGAGCCCACCAUCGUCUCGCCCGGCGUGGCUGUGGACUCGGGCGACGAGGCCAAGGAGCUGCAGCCCUGCAGCGUUUGGGGUCCCACCUGCGACUCGAUCGACUGCGUUCGCGACCUCGUCCAUCUGCCCAAGGGUCUCCAGGUCGGUGACUGGCUCGUGUACGAGAACAUGGGUGCCUACACCAUCUGCGCAGCUUCGACCUUCAACGGCAUCCGCCGCUCCGAGAUCCGCUACACCCUCGGCGAGGGUCAGCUCGCCGAGACCGUCAAGCACCUCAUGCUUCAGUAA